CUGAAGGAAUUAGACCGGAAGUGUUUCUGAGUAGCCGGGAACAUGGAGUAAAUUGAAAAGUGAUCGCUAUUUCUUGUUUUAUCUAACAUGCUAAUUGUAAUUCUGUAAUGUAAUAUAUGUCGGCACACUAGCUGGGUUAUAAACCAUAAAAACCGUUAACAUUAUAUGGCUGUAUCGACGCAAUUCAAGGGCUCACUCUGAAUAAAUUUUGUUAGCUACCAACUAAGCUAGCUAACAAGCUAACAAGCUAUUGUUGUUACAGCUCACAGGAAACUGCGCACAACAAACCGAAGAAACUUUAAAUAUAAUAGUUUUAUGCUUAUCACUCUCCUUGUUUUAACUGUCCAAACGGUAACUUAUAUUUUGUCGUCAUUGUUGAUAUUUUUUAUGCUAAGAAUGGUUAAAAAUCUCCUCUAAACAGACAUUUCGUUGCUAAAAUAUGGACAAGUCCACAGUAGAUAAAUGUUACAUCUGCCUGAGUCAGUUUGAACAGCAAACUGUAGGCUCUCUGGACAACUGCCAGCAUGUGUUUUGCCUUGAAUGUAUCCUCCAGUGGUCCCAGACAGCCAACACUUGCCCGGUGGAUCGGAUCACUUUUGCCUGCAUCCACCAGAGACGGUGUCCUGGAGGGGACAUUCAAAAGAAGAUCGAAGUGAGGACACCAAAAAAGGCUGAUGAUGAAGAGGAGGCGAGGGAUGCUGUUAUCUGUGAGGAAUGUGGACGGAGUGACCGCAGGCACCGGCUGCUAGUGUGCAUACACUGUGAUUCAGGGUAUCAUAUGGACUGCUUGACACCAUCAUUAAACACAGGCCCUGAAGGCGACUGGAUUUGUCCUGAGUGUGCAGUCACUCCCCAUCAUACAGACGACUCCAUGGUGGAGGAGAUCAGUGAUGGAGAACUAACAGAUCUCCUGGCCGAAGUAGAUGAAACUGCUCUUACUAGCAGUCGCCUUCGGCCCUCAACAAUAAAUCGUCCCAGCAGCUCCACCGAACGACGGCACAGCGCAAGGAUCCAGAACAGAACCAGCAGCAAUCCUAAUCCUCGCCCACAAACCUCCAUGCAUGUUCCUAAAUACCUGAUACGAGCAUCAAGGCCUGCAGUCACAACAAAUGAAGUGACUGCACCUCAGCACAGUGAUGCCAGCAAUACUUCAGCCAACUUAAAUACACAGAAAAGAAAACGGGUUUAACUUGAGCUCCUGACACCAACAAGCUGAGAGGAUGUUGGAAGACGGUCGUCACUGACUGGUACAUGUCUCAGAAGUGACCACAGGGUGGCAGCAUUGUGUUAGGAGUUAGGUUUGGUAUGACCGUAAAACUCAUGUGAAAGAACACAUUUGCUGAGGAUUAUAUUCAGUGGCAGCUUCAUACACAAGGUGUGCAGGAUGUGGGAUUUACCCAAAGUAAACUACAGUGUAAACUGUUUUGUAAGAUGAUCUCAUUCAUAGUAAACCACCUCUAAUCUGCAAGAUAUACAAUCAUGUUAAGGGGUCAAUUUUGAGAUGUUGUGGAAAUUAGAAGUGGAGUGCAAGCUUUUUACAACAAAACUAUUUCAUGUCUUUUUAGUACUAAUUGUAAAACAAAGGAUAAAGAAGAAAUUAUAGCUGUUCUUGCAUGUCUGUGGGACUGUACUUAAGCACAGCAGAGCUUUGAGCUAAAUGCUAACAUCAGCAUUUGUCCUAUGGGGACAGUGAGUGCUUGUAGCAAAUUUCAAGUAAAAAUCAAGAUGGUUCACUGAUAAUUUCACUGUUUCACUGGUGGUAAAUGAGAAGUCAGGACCUCUUAAAUGGCAGGUUUUUGUCAUAUAGGCUGAAUAUAAUUAUAAUAAUACUAAAUUUCUUGGUAGUCCAUCUAACAGUCAUCAGAAUAUAAACUCAUUGUUCACAGUCACAUUGGCAGGGGUACUGUUGCGGGUGUAGACCUCACAGGCAGGUGGACUUUAUGUCAGACAAUCAAAGAGUAAGACUUCAAACAGGAAGCAGCUCCUCUGAUCGUCUGCAGGAUUCCCUUAUCCCGCCUCUCUCAGUCAGCGCCGAGCCAUCGCCUAGCAACACCAGCCUCAGUGAUUUCUCCGGGUGUCGUGCAGCCAAACACAAGAGGAGGCUGUCUCAGUCUCACACACACUCUCAGAUAGGUUGUUUCUCAUUGUUUGAUAUUAAAUCCACCCUCUGAUGUCCAUAAGCAUUGUACAGUAUGUUACAACAAAAAAAGACCCUGACGUCAUGAAAUAAAUCCACAGAUAUUACUACAUUUAUCUAACUGAGGCUAGGACAUGUGCUUAGACACCACCUUACUACUGCACAUUGAUUCCUGAUAUAGUAAAGUUAUUGUUGCUCAUGGGUAUCCAGUCUCUGCUGAUUUGUGUGUGUGUUGUGAUUCAGUGGGUGGGGACGUAACAAGCCUGCAGCUCAUCUUGUCCUACUUUUCCCCCAAAACAACGUGCACAGAGAAACAAAUGUUCACCUUCAUUGGCCAGACAUGUUUGCUGAGCAGAAGUGUUGAAUUGAACAAAAUGUCCUGGUCGAGACACUCUAAGGCGUGUAAAACCAAGUGUACAUAAUAAAGCACUCUCAGUUUC
Lates calcarifer (barramundi perch) is the source of this 2577-nucleotide messenger RNA. RefSeq names its product PHD and RING finger domain-containing protein 1. Bases 440 to 1189 code for a protein of 249 amino acids. NCBI's taxonomy places the organism in Eukaryota, Metazoa, Chordata, Actinopteri, Centropomidae. The record is from RefSeq and is a predicted model, not a curated record. The transcript has 7 exons.